UUUUUAAUUCAAAAGAAAAUUCAUAGAUGAAAUCAAAUUUGAGAAGACACGAAAUGCAACAUGGACUUCAUUUUGGAUACGACAGUCCUUUAAAAGCACGUCAGGAAAAAACAGCAACUUUUUAAAAAUGCAGCAACUGCCAAACUAAACAACGUAAAUAUGUCAGAAACUGUUAUUUGCCAUAACUUUACAACAAAGUUAACGCACAAUAGUUGCCAAUUUUGAUAAAUGAUUCAACUUAUUUUUAAAAAAUACAAUAAAAACUAGAAAAUAUAAACUAAAACACUUUUUAUAAGUAACGUAACGCCAAUGAACUACAUCAACAAAUGCUCAAAAUGAAGAGCUCCGCAUAGAUAGUUUGACUGCAGUUGAAAAAUUGUGCUGAGCUUGUGCAAAAAGUGGUAGAAAAAACUUCACAAGUGCAAUUUUUGACGCGUUGCAGUCAAACAAGUUUGAAGCUCUUAAAGAAAAAUCUAAUUGAUUAAAAAAUAUCGACUAACAAAUUUAUUAGGUUGGUAACAUUACAACAAUGCAGAGGAAUUGCAACUAUCCGAAAGCCGUAACACAUACACAAGCAGCGCUGCCAACAAAAGCAACAACGGUGUCUAACAGAGUACAGAAUUGUCGCCGUGUGAAUUUGCUGUUAUUUACAGAAUUGUAUCACAUAACUCUGUUAUGCUAUCUUAUGUUAGUUCCAGUACUGACUACAACAUUUGUCAGUGCUUCAACGUUGGAUAUAUACAAAAAUGCACGUCUAGGUCACCGCAUUGUACAGACACGAUAUGGGCGUUUACAUGGACUGAUAUUGCCGUUAGACAAUUUUAGGUUUUUGCGGUCGGUUGAAGUGUUUCUUGGUGUGCCAUACGCAACACCGCCCACAAAGCAAAACCGAUUUAGUCCAACACGCGCACCAGCACCCUGGGAUGGCAUACGCAUAUCUGAUAAGUACAGUCCUGUGUGCCCGCAGCGUUUGCCAAACAUACAAAACGAAACGGCUGCUUUGGAAAAGAUGCCAAAAGGGCGCUUGGAAUAUUUAAAAAGACUUUUGCCAUUUUUGGAGAAUCAAUCAGAAGACUGUUUGUACUUGAAUAUAUUCUCGCCAAUCAAUGCAGGCGCUAGCGAAAAAAAAUUACCCGUAAUUGUGUUCAUACACGGCGAGUCCUUCGAAUGGAGCAGCGGUAAUCCUUACGAUGGCAGCGUGUUGGCCAGCUACGGUGAAGUGGUUGUGGUAACGCUUAAUUACCGUUUAGGAAUUCUAGGAUUCCUUAACGCAAAUCCCAAUCCGCAAACGAAUGCACGUGUUGCGAAUUAUGGACUCAUGGACCAAAUAGCCGCCUUAGACUGGAUACAGCAGAAUAUACAAAAAUUCGGUGGCGAUCCAAAGGCAGUGACAUUAGCCGGACAUGGCACAGGUGCAGCAUGCAUUAAUUUUCUGAUGACUUCGACAAUGGUACGCAAUCUGUUUCAGCGAGCCAUUUUAAUGUCCGGCUCAUCGUUCUCAUCGUGGGCGCUUGUGGAAGAUCCAGUAAUGUUUGCUGUUAAAUUGGCAAAAGAAGUUAACUGCUCCAUACCAGAUGACAUUAACAAAAAUCAUGAGCAAAUUGUGGAUUGUUUGCGUGAAGUAACGCUGGAGGAUUUGUAUGCAGCUGACAUACAAGCGCCGAAUUUUUUAACACCGUUUGGUCCAUCGGUUGAUGGCGUCGUUAUCCGACCCGGACAUUCCAAUCUCGAUAUCGAUGAUUUAAUGACGCGCAACUCGAAGCGUUCCUCAGCAGAUGGUUCGAGUGGCAGAAAUAGUGGAAGCGGGAGUGGUGGUGGCGGUUCAAGUGGCAGCAGUUAUUUUAGCGGUGGCGGAGGACAUGGAGAUGGCAAUGGACAAGGCAACAAUGCUCCACUUUAUGAUGUGCUUUUUGGUGUUGUUACGGGCGAAUCAAUUUGGCGAUUUAGCGCGCACGACAUACAAAACGGCUUCGAAGGGGACAGACGGGAUAAAAUAAUUCGUACUUAUGUGCGAAAUGCCUACAAUUAUCAUCUCAAUGAGAUUUUCUAUACGAUUGUGAAUGAAUAUACCGAUUGGGAUCGCACGUCGCAACAUCCAAUAAACACACGAGACACUGCUGUCGCUGCAUUAUCUGAUGCACAAUUUGUGGCACCAAUUAUUCGCACUGGUGACAUACUUGCAGCACAAGCACCGGCGCCUAUGUCUAAUACUCAAAGUCCUUCUACCAAAGAUGGCGACUCGAUAGCCCCACCAACAGGGCGCUGUUACUUUUAUGUGUUCGAUUACCAAACAAAGGACGGUGAUUAUCCACAGCGUAUGGGUACUGUGCAUGGCGAGGACUUACCAUAUUUAUUUGGUGCACCAUUAGUUGAUGGCUUUAGUCAUUUUCCACAAAACUAUACCAAAUCUGAAAUUGCACUCUCUGAAGCCGUUAUAAUAUUCUGGACAAGUUUUGCAAGAAAAGGCAAUCCAAACGAGCAUCACAGACAGGAUUUUCUUCCAGCGUCGAAGGAACGUAGCCGAUUCCGAUCUAUCACAUGGGAUAAUUAUGAUCCCAUGCAUCAAAAAUACAUCGAAAUAGGCAUGAAACCACGCAUUAAAAAUCAUUUUCGAGCACACCAACUUUCAAUUUGGUUACGCCUUAUACCAGAACUCCAUCGCGCUGGCAUGGAGGAUGUGAUUGCGCGGCAUAAUCUAUUCAAAAAUCACGAUGACAUGGAUUUGUAUGAAGGACCUGUCAAACCAGAUCCCUUUUCCUCAACACGUCUGCUGCUUAUCGAUGAUACGCUCAUGAAAAAGGUUCAUCAUACCAACGGCACAACCUACAUGAAUGGCAUCUUAGGCGUGACAACUAUGGAGCCCAACAUGUUCACCACUUGCAUACCCGUCGGUGGGAAUUAUACGGGAGGAGUGUUUGCACCCACCACACUCGCAAAUGCUACAACGGACACAUUGGCAUCUGGUUUUGAGGCGGCAGGCUAUGCUGCUUACUCGACGGCAUUAAGUGUGACCAUUGCCAUAGGUUGCAGUUUGCUAAUACUGAACGUGUUAAUUUUUGCCGGCGUUUAUUAUCAGCGUGAUAAGACACGACUGGAAGUCAAGUCCUUGCAAAAGCAAUAUCAGCAACGUAAUAUGCAUCAGCAAGUGCCAUAUCCGCCCGAUCCCAUCAAACAUGCGCACUAUCACAUGGGACAUUCGCAGAGUGCAAAUGUCAUUGUCGAUGUUGAAAAUCACGGGGAUCAAGGUGCCAUACUGCUAACUGCAAGCGAUGUGAAACCACCGCCACCACAUAUAUGCGCCAAUACUGCUAUGCAACUGACACAAUCAACAAACCCGAAUACCGGCAAUGCUGGAGCAGGUAAUUCGAGUAGCACUGUAAACUUAUGUGGUGGUGGUGGUGGUGGCAUGCAGGGCAAACAAGUUUCCACAGCCAAUGCGGUCAGUGGUGCAGAUGUAGCUACGGGUAUGUUGGGCUCGGGCGGUAUGGGUAGUGUUAUUUACAGUACAUCUACAAAACAACAGCAACAACAACAGCAGCAGCACCACCACCAUCAACAGCAGCAGCAACAACAACAAUCAGCCAAUGCACAACGUGAACAUAUGCAAAUAAAAGGCAUGAGCGGUGUCAUUGGUAACACGCAAACAUUUAAUCGUGCCAACACAGCAAUUGGCAGCUCAGCCAACGUUUCUGUCAGCUAUAAUGCAGGCAUGAUGACAUUGCCAAAGGCAGGCACGCUCCAUCACACCAACUCCAUGAACUACGGCCGUAACCCAGGUGGCGGCGGUGGUGGCGGUGUUAAUAACACCAGUGGUAGCAGCAUAAGUGCAGCUCUAAUCGACAGUCGUGGCAAUAUGCUUUCGUCUAGCAACAUAACAAGCGCAGGUGAUUGCAUGACUCUGCCAAGAAAUCUAUCGAUGUCAUCCCGUCAUAAUCUAUCUUCAGAUGCACAACAGCAACAACAACAAUAUCAGCCACAACAGCAACAAAGUAAACAUCAGCCAAAUGGCAAUAUUAUGACUGGCCUCUCUGGCAUGCAACAUCACAUACGUGCACCACGUCCUCCAGUGCGUACUGCCUCGUCAACUCCAACAGGUUGCAGUGGCGUUGGCAUCCUACUUGAUCAAACACCAUCAAAUGGUAGUAGCAGUAGCGGUGUCAGUAGUGCACCAUCAACUAAAGGACAUUCCCAUCACCAUUCACAUGCACACGCACAUGUGCCGUCAGAGAAUAUUGGCAUGACAACAACAACAUCUGCUAAUGGUGGCAAUGUUGGAGUGGGUAGUGGAAAUGCAGGGGGAAGCAGCAGUGGCAGCGGGGUGCACUUACAGCAGCAAGUGCCACAAGCUGCAAUUGAUGAGAUGCGCGUUUGAUAGGUGCCGGUGUUCGAACUAGAUUUAUAGUCGACUUGUUUAACUGAAGUUCUCCAACUAGCAAAUCCUGCAAAUCCUGCAAAUUAUUGCACGGACCAACAAAAACAACAAUUUGAACAAUUAUACCAUCAAAAACAACAACAUUAUUCCUUUUCAACGCUAGCACUUCCACAGCAACAACAACAGAAACAACAACAACAACAACAAACUAAUGCAUAUAAAAAAUUGCAAAAGUUAAAAAAACUGAAAUUGCGUGAAACUCUGUCAUUAGCCUUGGAAGGUGGUGAUGCAGCACGAGGUUAUUGUUCCUGCGACGAACAGUGGGCAGCAUCCACGCCAUCGCCUAUUACUUCGACGGCACCUACACCAACAAAUUCAUUGACCGACAUAAACCGAAAAACAAACGAAAGAAAAACUUCAGCCAAUGCAAAGCCAACAAACGGAAACAGUUACGAAGUAAAUUUUAACUUUGCUGGUCAAACAGAAACGAACAUAUUAACAACAACAGCAACAACAACACCAACAACAACAACAGCAACAGCAACAGAAGCAAUAAAACCAAGAAAAACACAUAAUAAUAAAAGCAUAGAUACGGCGGCAUUUUGUUUAAACACAUCACCAUUAACCGUCAACCGUAUAACACACAAACUGGCGCCUAGGCUCAAACAACAACAUCACGUGCGUUUUUCUGAUGAGAAAAACUUUUCAGAUUAGUCCCAAGCGAAAUGUGCGCGUUUUGCAAUAAAGAGUUUUGAAUGGAUGAAAUGAAUUAUGACAUUUUCAUGCCGAAACAAUAGAAAGCAGGCAGCAAAGUUGCUUAAUAAAUUGCAAUCUUAAUUAAUUGUAAGAAAAUAAUAAUAAUUUGGA
This is a messenger RNA of Teleopsis dalmanni, 5239 nucleotides long. Its product is annotated as neuroligin-3. NCBI's taxonomy places the organism in Eukaryota, Metazoa, Arthropoda, Insecta, Diptera, Diopsidae. The record is from RefSeq and is a predicted model, not a curated record. Gene Ontology annotation, biological process: postsynaptic membrane assembly; modulation of chemical synaptic transmission; neuron cell-cell adhesion. Gene Ontology annotation, molecular function: signaling receptor activity; neurexin family protein binding. Gene Ontology annotation, cellular component: synapse; cell surface; postsynaptic membrane.